AUGUGUGACGUCUGUCACAGCAGGCCUGUACUCAUCCGCCCUAGUGAUCGACCCCUGCUGUCUCUCUAUCCUCCUCGACGUCCAUACUCUGCCCUUCUUCUUCUGUCGCCCCGUCAGUUAACACUAGACCUCAACAACACCGCGAACUCACUGGCCGACAGGCACGACAGGCAAUUGAGCCAGUGUCUGGGCUCAUCCGACCAAGUGGGUCUGUUUCUCUCCCUCUUUCGUUUUCCCCCUCUACUCUCUCCCCUCUUCCGUACUCUUACUCUUUCUCUCUCUCUAUCUCUCUCUCUCUCCCACUGUCGUCUGGGUGAGGUUGACUAG
Messenger RNA from Protopolystoma xenopodis, 327 nucleotides. NCBI's taxonomy places the organism in Eukaryota, Metazoa, Platyhelminthes, Monogenea, Polystomatidea, Polystomatidae. The record is from the annotation of a GenBank genome assembly.